AUGCGCCCACAAUCUGCCGCCCUGCCUGCUGAUAUUGGUUUUCAGUGUACCGAUGAGGAGCUCUGUAUUUCUCUAGGGAAAAUAAUUAGUGGAUCCCCUCUUCCAGGCAAUGUGAUUGAAGAUGCAAAUCCUUACCAACUAGUGCCCUCAAAUUUACCUGAUGGUUUUUGGUACUUCAUUCACUCUAAUGAGAACAAACCUACAAAUUUUGGAUAUUGGAGAACCAAAGGGGAGGCCUGCAGAAUAUUCUCAAACUCUUCCAUCACUGGUUGGAGAGCUACUCUUGAGUUCUAUCAAGGCCAUGCCCCUCAUGAAAGUAAAACCGAUUGGGUGAUGCAAGAAUACUGGCUAACUCAGAAGAAGUUGUCUGAAGACAGCAAGGCAAAGGAACCCAGGUCACUUUGCAGAGUCUUUUGUAGCAAUGAACAAAAAUCGAACUGCAAAAAUCUUCAGAAGAUGGUUAGUUCUGAUAGUGCUAGUUACUCAACACAUUCAGCUGUUCCACAUACCAAGAAUUGUACUAGUCACAGUUCCACGAGCAAGCCUCAGGUGAUCAAGGAUAAUGAAAGGGGAACAUUAAUGGUUACAGAAAGAGUUCCAGAUCAUAAUGUACAAAUUAUGCCUGAAAUCGAUUACGUUUCCAGAGGUGACUACUUGGAACUGCUGGAUCUUGAUACACCAGCAUCCUUUUCUUUUAGUUCAGAUUCAAGUUGCUUGACUAUGUCAUCGGAUGAAUGCUUCGAUUCUCUGGCAUUGUUAGAAGAACUAGAGCCUAAAAAUAGCCAAGACUUGGUAAACAAGAAUGCAGGUUGCAAGUUCAGUAUCUCUGCACCUCCAAGAUCAGAUGAGUUGGUCAUGUUUGCAGCCUCUUCAGGAUCUUUCAGCAAGUCUCCAAGUGAAGAAAGAGUCAAAACUCAUUCUCCAAUUCCUGGUUCAGCUGUUUGUGGCAAGAUCUCAGGAAAGACUUCAAACAAUAUGAGCAGAAUUCAGAAACCAGAUAAUAGGAAUGAAGGAGGCCCAUCAACUUCUCAUAAUGUUGAUGUCUCACCCAGCAGCCAUACUGCAUCCCAAGAAGGAAAAAGGAGGGCUAGAACUAUUGGCAGAACCGAAAAGCUUAAGAAGAAGUAUUUCUGCUUCAUGCCAUUUUAG
Messenger RNA from Prunus armeniaca (apricot), 1149 nucleotides. The record is from the annotation of a GenBank genome assembly. Lineage: Eukaryota; Viridiplantae; Streptophyta; Magnoliopsida; Rosales; Rosaceae.